Messenger RNA from Parasteatoda tepidariorum (common house spider), 5940 nucleotides. NCBI's taxonomy places the organism in Eukaryota, Metazoa, Arthropoda, Arachnida, Araneae, Theridiidae. The record is from RefSeq and is a predicted model, not a curated record.
CGACCGUCCAUCCCGUUUUAGUUGUCAUAAACGCAGAAUGAAUAUUGGUUGUCAAUUAAUUCGAUUUCAAACGUCCAAAACGUACCCAAGUGCCUUUCUAUAGAGUAGAUAAACAUACACACCAUUUAAAAAAGAUAAAAUCUGAAGCCAAGAAGAUGUACCGUCUGUGUCCAACUUCAAUGUGUUCUUUCGCUGAUUAAGAAAUUAUUCUUAUGUGCUGUUGAUAUUUUAAUUAUAUCCAUCCUCCAGUUGUGAUCUUUUUGCAUCAUCAGAAGUGUGCUAUUUUUGUGCUGGUUGUUGUGAUUCAUUCGUCCCUAAGAAAACUUGCUCUCUAUUUUAUAACAUUUAAACUUGAGCACCUUUUUUUUUGUGUGCAACUCUUCGUCCAUAUCACGUUUUUGCUUCUUAAUAUUUAUUUUUCAAUCCAAUCCUCUUUUUUUAAAAAAAAAGCCUACUGGUCGAAUUGCCGGUUAAUCGAAGGUUUUUAUCUCCUACGAUGUUUCAAUAAGAUUACGCAAUCCCUCUUCUUCUUGUAGUGUUGUUUUUUCCUCUCUACUAUACUCUAACAACUAGAACCAUGUCUGACAGCUUAAAAGUUUAUAGAAUAAAAAAGAUCGAAAAUAUCGGCAAGAUGACGCAGAUGACUCAAGAAGAAAUAAUUACCAAUACAAAAACUGUAAUCCAAGGUUUAGAAGCUUUAAAAAAUGAACAUAAUUCAAUUCUCAAUGGCCUUAUGACAUCCUUAAGUGCUGUUAAAUUAGAAAAACCUAAUGACAGCAAUGUGAUUGAAGAGAAAACAACCAUCAUAAAGAAAACCUUAGAUUCUAUUGAACUGGGCCUUGGUGAAGCUCAGGUUAUGAUGGCCCUUGCUAACCACCUCCAAACAGUGGAAGCUGAAAAACAAAAAUUGAAAGCGCAGGUUCGUCGCCUCUGCCAAGAAAAUGCCUGGCUGAGAGAUGAGUUAGCUAACACACAGCAGAAACUACAGGCUUCAGAGCAGCAAGUGGUUCAGCUAGAAGAAGAUAAAAAACAACUGGAAUUUAUGAAUUCACUUAAGAAAUAUGACAGCGAAACGGGUAAUGAAGAGAGCGUCUCCGAAAAGAAACCGGACAGUGAAGAACCUCUAAACUUAGGAUUUCCNAGAAAAAAGUUUACUUAUUCUUACAGUUGUUCUCUCUCCCCUACACCAUCUACUCAAAUGUCAGUGUCAGCUAAUGCAGGUUAUGAGAUCCCUGCUCGUUUGCGUACCCUACAUAAUCUCGUUAUACAAUAUGCAUCGCAGGGACGCUAUGAAGUAGCUGUACCUCUUUGUAAGCAGGCCCUUGAAGAUCUGGAAAAAACUAGCGGUCACGACCAUCCGGAUGUGGCAACGAUGCUUAAUAUUCUGGCCUUAGUCUACAGGGACCAAAAUAAGUAUAAAGAAGCUGCAAACUUGUUGAAUGAUGCUCUUGGAAUUAGAGAAAAAACAUUGGGAGAAAAUCAUCCUGCUGUUGCAGCAACUUUAAAUAACUUAGCAGUGCUCUACGGUAAAAGAGGGAAAUAUCGUGAAGCUGAACCAUUGUGCAAAAGGGCAUUGGAGAUAAGGGAAAGAGUUCUUGGCAAAGAUCAUCCUGAUGUAGCGAAACAGCUGAACAAUCUUGCUCUUUUAUGUCAAAACCAGGGAAAAUAUGAAGAGGUUGAGAGAUACUACCAACGUGCUCUCGAGAUAUACGAAAAGACUUUAGGUCCUGAUGAUCCUAAUGUGGCUAAGACUAAAAAUAACUUGGCAUCUGCAUAUCUUAAGCAAGGUAAAUAUAAAGAGGCUGAGAUUUUAUACAAGCAAGUUUUAACUAGGGCUCAUGAAAGAGAAUUUGGGAGUAUCGAUGGUGAAAAUAAGCCAAUAUGGCAAGUAGCUGAAGAAAGGGAAGAAAACAAGAGCAAACAAAAAGAAAAUUCCCCUUAUGGGGAAUAUGGUGGCUGGCAUAAAGCUGCUAAAGUUGACAGUCCAACUGUUGCAACAACCCUGAAAAAUUUGGGCGCUUUGUAUAGACGUCAGGGAAAAUAUGAAGCUGCAGACACCCUGGAAGACUGUGCAUUAAGAGCAAGGAAAGAGGCUCUAGACUCGGGUAGACAAGGGAAGUCAUCUCAUUUCCUAAGUGCUGAUUUGACUGUCAUUAAUAAAGAUAAGCGUCGAUCUAAAGACUUCAGUCGAAGGGGUUCGAGGGAAUCGCUGGACAGUAUGGCCUACGACCAGUGUGGUGACCCUGAGGACACUAAUGGAAAACUCAAACGAAGCAGCAGCUUUAGCAAAUUGAGGGCCUCGAUUCGUCUCAGUAGUGCCAAGCUCCUACAUAAAUUGAAAGGUGAUCCUUCGGCUUUUGGAAACGUGGACAGUUUUGCUGCCAGAAUGAAACGAGCCAGCUCAAUGUCAACGCUUAAUUCAGAAGAACAGGUGAAAAGUAAUUUGAUGAGCAUGCGAUCGAAAACAGCUAGCACAGACCAAUUACGAAGCCGAGACACACCCCGUUAAAGCUGCAUCCUAUUCCCCCAUAUUACAGCAUAUAGUUUAUUUUUAGAAUACUUAGAGACCAUUCUUUUGAUCUCUUUCUGCACACACUAGUGGUUUUUGCUAGUUAUAUAUUUAAAUAUAAAAAGAAUUUUACCAGAGAUGUGCACCUGCUGAUUGUAAAUAUUUACCAAAAAUUUAGCUGUGAGGUUAAUCGACGAGACUCUUUAAAUGUUCAUUAUUUGUUGACGACUUGUAUUGUAUAUAGUGAGCUUGUUUUUGAAUUUAAAUAUUAAAAAAAAUGGCUUGUGGACACUUUGCUUUGAAUAGGGUGUCACUUAUAUGAAGAUAUCUGAUUUUUUUGCAAUCUAAAAGAAAAUGUGAUAUUAUUUUAUAUUACUGUAUAACUACUUUUGUGCAUUUGGUGAAGUAACUAUGGCCCCUUUCUGCGUGGUGAUUCCUUUGAAUGCUUUUGUUAUGUGAAGUAACUUUGGCUGACUUCUCUCAGUACAGUUCAAGGGAUGAGUGAAUGAGGGUACAUUUGAAUAAAUUACCUAUAAAGUUUGACAAUUGGAAAUGAUGAUGAGGAUUUUUUUUUUUUUAACUUGUCCUUUCUGUUUGUGGAAUCUACACUAAUUUAAAUUCUUAGCAUUCGUAUUCUUGGUAUUUUAUUUGCUAUUAAGCGCUUUCCUUACAAAUUGUUUUGAAAAAAAAUCAACGAUUUUUUUUUUUAAUUUCAUUAAUAAAUACAAGGAACUAAAACGAAACCUAAUACGCAAGUUUUAAGUUGAAAUUUUAAUUUUUCUUGUGUGUAAAAAAAUAUUUAAUUUACCAUCAGUUUGAGUAUUUCUUUCCAAACACCAGUGAAGGGAUACGACAUUAUUUUACCCUUUUUUUUUUCCAAUGUAAAUUCAGCAACCAUCUUAUAUAAAAUAGCACAAAACACGUGUGCAAUCCAACACCAAAACUUGGCAAACUUCCAAUCACAGCAGAUGAUUAUUAUUUUUUUUUGUUUGUUUGUUUGUUUCUGACUGAGUAAAAACGUGAUAAAACGAAACGUACUUACAAAUUCUGCUACGCCCGAGUUAUCUCGGGAUAAUAAAUAUUUGCAAUCUAUACAAACUCGAGUAAACUCAGAGAAGCGGUUAAAAAAGAAGUACGUUUCAACUGCUUGUUGUCCAGUGCUCUUAAAACCUUUUUCACUUCAAAAAUACUGAACGAUAGUCGCUUCUAUAGUGUAUCUGUGAAAUUUAAAGAUUUGAUAAAAUAUUCAGUGUUGUGAAAUUAAAUAUAUCUGAAAAGUUAAAAUGUCAUUCAUUCACUUAGCUCUUUAAAUUAAGUGUCUGAUGAGUUUGGCGUUAUUUAAGCAAAAUCUUUGUCAAUUGUUGCUUCUUAUGAAAAAAUGCAUUCAAUGGUUAAAUGACAAGCACCUAUUUUUGUUGAUUCCAUUGUUAUUUUUAUUGCCAACGUGAUUCUAAAUGGUUUGGGCAAUAUGUUUUAUAUGCAUAUAAAUGAAUAACAAACACGUUGUUUUACAGCAUUGAAAAUCAUUUCUCUUUCAAUUUUUUUUUUUAAAUUUUAUUCUAGUUUUGUACUUAGUUAUGAUUUGUUUUUAAUUUAUUUUUAAUAUCAAGCAAAUAUUCCACAUUUCCUAUUUUUUGGAAAUUUUUUUAUUAUUGCUAUUAUUAAAAGAAUUACUUCUUAAACUUUUAAUUUGUAGUCAUACUGCCAACUGGUACAAUUUGUAUUCUUUUAUUAUUUUUUUUUUUAAAUAUUUAUUAGUUUCACUUAAUAUUGUUUUUCUCCCCUUUGCAUAUCUCUGUGAUAUUGCAUCGAAUAUAUAUUUCAAUGGUUUGACUUUAUUUUGAAGCAAAUUUAUCAGAUUUAUUAUACAGUAUUCUUCCGACAUCUCGAAGUUGAAGGGGCGCUAAAAAAUUUUCCAGGUAGCGAGUUUUCGAGAUAACAAGCUCAGAACUAAAUAUGUUCUAAAAAGUGUAGAAAAAUAUAUUAGAAGAAACUCUUUGAUAUCGGAAUUCGAAUUAACAUGAGGUGGAUAUAUUAUUCAAAGGAAGAAAAUAUGUAUUGACGUAGCAAGAUUUUCGAGAUAUCGAGAGAAUACUGUAAAUACUUUUUGAUUUCAAUGUUACACCCGCGACGACUUUUAUUCAUUUGAGAUAAUAAUUAUCUCAAUCUUUUCUUUUUAUUAGUUAUUUGUUUUUUCAUGCAAUUGAAACAGUUUUUUAACAUUUUUUUAUGGGAAUGAUGUUCGCUAAAAAAACAUCCCUAAUAAUAAUAUAUUAGGAUAUUCUCAUUGUGAUAAUAAUUUUUGUAAUAGUUCACUGUGGUGUGAAUAUAAUUUUUUAACUGUAGUAUUAUAAUAAUCUAGCUGCAAACUUAACAUUUGGCUUAAUUAGUAUGCAGUGUCAUGCAGAGGAAAAACCAAAGGAGGCAACAAUUAAAGGAUGCUUUUUACAACAAAGUACACUUAACUUUUAAAUCUUUAAUAUUAGUAUUAUUUCAAUUUUAAUUAUAUUAGCAAAUAAAUGCUUUGUUUCAUUUACUUGUUUUACAAAAAAAUAGUUGAAACAGGUUUAAUAAUGACGUCUUAAAUCUUCAAGAUUUUUUGUGGGAAAUAAUACAAUUUUAUGACUAAAUAUGGUUCCAAUGUUUUUUUCCUUUUAAAUAAGUUGUUUUUAUCUCCCCCAGAUAUUGCAUAAUUGCACUCUUUUCUUUUCAGGGGCAUCUAAUCUAAGAGUUUGCAUUCAAAAUAGAGAUAUCAAAUAGCCUAUGAAGUUUUAUAUUAAAAAUUAGUAACUUUUAAAAUGGAUUAAUUAGUAUUUUUUUUUCUUCUAUUAUUAUUACGAAUAAAAAACCUAAGCAUUUUUAGCUACUCUUAACCUGUAUUCGCUGUUGACCUUUUUUAGUUUUAUCUUUUUUUAGAAAUUUAUUCAAAUUAAUAUCCAGAUUCAUAAUUAAUUCAAUUUUGUGUGAAUACUUUUAAUUUCAGGUUUAUGUUUGUAUUUUUUUUACCAUUUCAUUCCUUAUAAAAGUUAUAAAAAAAUUUUAUUAAUAAUCAAUUGUGUUUUUUAUUAAUUGUUUCAUUAUAAAUAAAUAAGUUUUGUAAUUGCAUUUAAAAAUCUAUUUUUGUUGCCUAGCAAUUGGCAAUUCAAUACUUAUAUUUCAGUAAUUUAAGGAAUAUUUAUUUUUUUAAAUGUCUGUUUAUUAUCACAUUAUAAUUUGUUUUUCCCUCAAAAAAUAUGUAUGUUUUAAUAUGUAUGUUAUAAUUUUUAAUAUUUGAAUUCAGUAUGUUAAUGACUUUGGAGGAUUGAUUUUUUUUCCUUAGUAAACUUAACUAUUUGAGUUAUCUAAACUACAUGUAAAGUGUAUGCUUGCACAAUUCUGAAACAGCUAAAAUUGAAAUAUGUGUUUCUCUAAUAAAAAGUAUGUUUGUGUGA